AUGUCACAAGUCCAAAGUAAGUUUCUUUUUCGAAAAAGUCAGGUGGUACAGGGGUCUUGCAACCCCCCUGAUGCGAUGCUAUGUUUAUUGUGUCUUGGAAAGUUUGUCACAAGUCUAAAGUGUCCAAGGAUACAAAGUCUCCAGGUUUGGUCUGGCAAGUUCGCCAAAUGUCUGCUUCGUCUUAAAGGUCUCAGUCUCAUAGUCACGGCGUUCUCUCCAUCACGGCGUCUUCGCCUCCACUGUUGGCUCCAGGGUCUGGCCCGACCUGCGGUCGGGUUGGAGUCGUGUCUCCGUUCAGUUGGCGUAGCCCCCGUAGCCAAAAUGUUGCUCUCCCGUGGUGGAGUCCUUGCCUCAAUGUGAGCGAAGUUCAACGCUCAACUUGGAAUAUCAUGGUUCAAAUUGUUGGCGAAAGUUUUCUUGGGAAAGGUGGUCUUUGAGGUCCAAGGAUUCGGAACAGUCCUAAGUGUACUUAUCGGGAACAGUCCUGUCCGGAACUUUUCUACGAGAGAAAUGAAAGAAGACAACCUACAACACGUAUCAACAAUACAACUGCAAGGCAUAUUAUUUGCAUGUCCAAUAUGUUGAAGAAGAAGAAUCUUUUCUGCUCUGCUCUAGAAGGGCUUCUUUUUUUCUACCUCUGUCUAGAUGACUGGGUAGUACACAACUAAUACUACUAACUACUAUUAACUUCUACGUGAAGAACGAUGACGAACGACAGCACAGGAGUUGCAAAUAGUUGUUGGUGCCAGAUGAUGCGAUCGAUCCUGAUCGAAG
This is a messenger RNA of Amoebophrya sp. A25, 774 nucleotides long. Lineage: Eukaryota; Dinophyceae; Syndiniales; Amoebophryaceae. The record is from the annotation of a GenBank genome assembly.